AGGGCACAGCUGAGGUAGGCUUGCCCGUUGCAAACCAGCUAGCUUCGUUAGUUGCGUCUAGCAAUUCUGGCAGAAGCCAUUUUUUCCAGUUUUUCCAAAACAAAUCUGCCAGCAAACCUUCGCUACCUAUCAUGGAGAAGAUACAGCACUUUUGGUCGUCGUUUGUAUCCUCUCGCAUCACCAGCUUUUGCUUAAAUGUCAGUGUUUUAAUUUAUAGCUAGGGCUGUCCAGUUAGCUCGUCUCGCUUGUUUGUGGCCAGCGGAGGGCCAACCGAAAAAAAGACAGGCCUUCGUUUCUCCAAGGCAUUUGGCUUGUGGGUGGAGCAGAGGGCAGUUGAGCAUCUGAUCCCAAACAUCUGGUUUAGCAUCAGUUCUUCAUCUGAAGCAGCCUCCACCAAUUUCCUCAUCACUGUCGACCUCAGAUGAGCCAUGUCUUCAUCAGGGUGUUGCCAGCUCCCCGGCUCCCUUUGUGAUUAUUCUGGGAACAAUGAACCUGAUGCCUCCAAGGAGUCAGAGGAGUCUGACUCUACCACGCAGGCCCAGUACGUUGCCAAGGUUACAGCCAAAGAUGGCCGCCCACUCUCUACUGUUGUAAAAGCAGUGAGUUUGCAGAGCGACGUGGGGAUGUGUCGGAUUUGUCACGAGGGAGCUGGAGGGGAGACGCUGCUCUCACCCUGUGACUGUACUGGUACUUUAGGGAAAGUACACAAGAGCUGCCUGGAAAAGUGGCUGUCGUCCUCCAACACCAGCUAUUGUGAACUUUGUCACACAGAGUUUACCAUUGAGCGACGACCACAACCACUCACACAGUGGCUGAAGGAUCCUGGACCUCGCAGCGAGAAGCGCACGUUGCUCUGUGACAUGGCCUGCUUUCUUCUAAUUACACCCCUGGCAGCUAUAUCUGGGUGGCUGUGUCUGAGAGGAGCCCAGGACCACCUGCAACUGAAAAGCAGGCUCGAGGCUGUUGGCCUCAUUGCCCUCACCAUCGCCCUCUUCACCAUCUACAUCCUCUGGACAUUGGUGUCAUUUCGGUAUCACUGUCAGUUGUACUCAGAGUGGCGGAGGACCAAUCAGAAGGUGCGCCUGCUCAUGCCUGACAUGAAAGGAGCGCACACCACCCAGCGUUCGGUUCCGACCAAGUCAACCAAGAAAAUGACUGAUGAAACCAUCGUAUGAGUGCGGACCGGUGGCUGAAGGAGUAUUUAAAAUCAGCGCUCACCCAAGCACUCUCUAAAAAAAAACCAUUACAAUGAACUUUUGCACUUCAUACGGACCAUCCUGAUGGAGAAGAGAUUUUUUUUUCUCCUCAUGUUUCUUUUUUGAAGCACUUGAUUAUAUAAAAAAAAGAAGAAUACCACGGUAUGGGCCACAAAAGUGAGUUCGAGAAGAACUCAUUUCAUUGUCAUAUUAGACGAAGACUGAGAAGUCACCUGACUAUCAGAGCUGGGAUGUGAACACGGGGAAAACGGACUAACCAGCCUGAACUUUCAUGUCAGUGAUAUAAACUUAACAGAUACUAAGACACAAGCUAAUGUAGCAGGAUAUAACAGAUUCAGCAUGCUACUACAGUAUAAUAUGAAACAUAUUACACCUGUAAUUUCCCCAUGCCCUGUCACAAUGUAUUUAGCUGGUUUUGAAUAAUGGGUGAACUCUUAACUGUGUGGAGAACCUAAGAACGAUGACUGAUGACGUCUAGCUGUGAAUACUACUUUUUUUCUUUGUUUGACAAGUAGAUGUCAGCGUUCACUCCUACCACUGUCCAUGUCUGUAGUCUGAAGUUUUUAUUUUACAGGUAAAGCGUUUCCAUUUCUGUCUGAAGAGUGAAAAUCGAACCCAGUUUCUGUGUAGACAGCAGAAGAGGCUCCAUGUAUUAAUCACACUUAUCGGCGGGGUUACAGAUUAUUGCAUAACACUAGCUCCAGUCACAAAACUGCGGUGCAAUGAUGCAAAAGUUAAACGUAUUGAAGCUUUGAAAAAGUGUUCACAGUCUAAUUGGAUUAUGUCUUUUAUGUUGUUACAGAAAGUGCAUUAGCACAUAGCCUCACUCCACGUGUAAAUGCACACAAACUGAGCUGCCUAGCUAUGACCAGUAGUAAUGUCUUAAAAUUGCAAGAGAUGCAAUUUUUACAGAAACGGUUAAAAAAGCAGUGUUGGGAAUUGUGAGACUGCAGAUUUGUAAACAAAAUAAAACACAACCAUAGAAGUACAUGUAUCAGAGCAGGUGGGUGCUCGGUAAAUCUGCAGGAGGAUAAUGUGUUCUGAGAUGUCAAUCAAUGUAUACAGCGUAUGCUAAAAGUAUUUUGUGUUACUGUAGUCUUCCUGCUUUAUCCCCUGGAAAGUUGGGUUAUUGUGCAAUAAAACACAAGGGACUCCUGGU
Messenger RNA from Nothobranchius furzeri (turquoise killifish), 2376 nucleotides. Its product is annotated as E3 ubiquitin-protein ligase MARCHF2. Gene Ontology annotation, molecular function: ubiquitin-protein transferase activity; zinc ion binding. The record is from RefSeq and is a predicted model, not a curated record. Lineage: Eukaryota; Metazoa; Chordata; Actinopteri; Cyprinodontiformes; Nothobranchiidae. Gene Ontology annotation, biological process: protein ubiquitination.